This is a messenger RNA of Trichoderma atroviride IMI 206040, 1044 nucleotides long. RefSeq lists its product as uncharacterized. Gene Ontology annotation, biological process: protein import into mitochondrial matrix. Lineage: Eukaryota; Fungi; Ascomycota; Sordariomycetes; Hypocreales; Hypocreaceae. The record is from RefSeq and is a predicted model, not a curated record. Gene Ontology annotation, cellular component: TIM23 mitochondrial import inner membrane translocase complex.
CGGCUUUGGGAAAACCUCACGAUUGAAGACGAUUCUUGCCUUUCUCGACCGCGGGACGGUGCGCAACACCCUUGUCUUUUCUUGGAACGGCCGAAUACACAAAGAUUGUACAAGUCCCUUUUUUGGCGAGAGAGCACUCUUUGAGUCGCUGGAGCUGGCUUCUAGAUCACCAUGGCGCACAAAUUCGUCCUCACAGCCUUCCUCACAGGCUCGCGUAUCCUCGGCCGGUCCUUCAUGGCCGCCUACCGACAAGCCCAAGCCUCAUCGCAGUAUCAGCGUGCGCAAGCAAAGGCCGGCGGCGUCGGCGCCUCAGGCCGCGCCUCUCUAACGGCGGGCAUGACCCUGGAAGAAGCCUGCCGCAUCUUGAACGUCAAGCCCCCUGCCAACGGCCAGGCUAACGUCGAGGAGGUGCUCGAGCGGUACAAGCGACUGUUCGACUCAAACAACCCGGAGAAGGGCGGCAGCUUCUACCUGCAGAGCAAGAUUGUACGCGCAAAGGAGCGAUUCGAGGCGGAGCUCGGACCCAUACGGGAAAAGGCUGAGAUGGAAGCUGAGGCGAAGGAGGGGUGGAAGCCCAAGAUUUACAAGGAUGAAUGAUGAGCGAGGCUGACGCGGACGACGUUGUUCGACUAAACGGCAUAAUGAGGCUUGGACGAGACGAGGGGCUUACGCGGCAAUCUCGCAUCAACUAACCAAAAGGAAAAAGAAAAAAAAUGAGGGCCACGACGGAUCUACACAUAGGGAAGCGAGAGAAAGCCCUCUUUUUAUUGUACACGUUUUCUUCUCUAUUUUUUUUAUUACCACAUCUUCACUCGGCACUUGACAGUGGCAUGGCACGGCGUUUAUGGAGGAGAGGACAUCUAGAGGCUUCGAAGCCACAAGGGGGAAAAAAAGAGAUUGGGUCUAGACCAAAGAGGAGAAAAAAACAAAGCAAAAGGCGUUUUGAAGUUUGAUAAUCAAAUACGCGCUGGCGGCACGCUUGUACUAUACGCAAAACAAUGUAACAUACCAACUUGUGUAAAUUGACGAUUAGAUGAAACCUCG